Leptomonas pyrrhocoris is the source of this 1803-nucleotide messenger RNA. RefSeq lists its product as hypothetical. The record is from RefSeq and is a predicted model, not a curated record. The transcript has a single exon. The coding region runs from base 238 to 1803 and encodes 521 amino acids. NCBI's taxonomy places the organism in Eukaryota, Euglenozoa, Kinetoplastea, Trypanosomatida, Trypanosomatidae.
GCACUCUCUCACGCGCGCACAACACCCGCUCCGCGUAUCGACAGUUUUUUUUUGUUGCUGUUGAUGUUUUCAUUGCAGCUGUGUCACAAAUAUAAGUGUGUGUUUUUUGCUGUUGUUUGUUUUACCUUUCCCUAAUCGGCAUCUGUUUGAAAGAUAAAUAAUUUCACGCGUUGGUGGAGUCUCUUAGGGUGCAAAGCGCUCCUCAAGUUUACUCUCCCCCUCCCCCUAUCGCCAUCAAUGGACACGAAUUCCAAAAGCGAGGAGGCGCAGGUGUGGCGUCCGACCAUUACACCAUGGCGGUCCUCCUCCCCUCACCCGGCCUCCGGCGCGAGUUCUCCCAAAACGGCGGAAAGCUCCGCCGUCGACACGAGCGCCGCCCCACCACUGUGGAUAAAGCCAACGGGGUUGACCUCCUCUCCUUCCACGGCGUCGCCGGGCGCAAACGGCUCCGACAUCGCGCCAAACAUGGAGCAGCGGUGGGAGGCCUUCCAGCGACUCGCACAGGCGAGCGAGGCGGCCUUCCGCGAGAUGGCAGUGACGGCGGGCCGGCAGCACGGCGAGAUGGCGGCGCAGCAGAAGGAACUGGCGGCCUACCAGGAGAGCCAGAACGCACUGUCGGACCAGCAGCGGCAGCACAUCGACCAACUCACCCGCGAGUGUGCGCAGCUCCGGCAGAGCGACGCGAGCGCGAAGGAAGUCAUCGCCCACCAGGCAGACCGCAUCGUCGCACUGGAGGCGGAGUUGCAGGCAACGCGGGUGCGCCUUACCCAGGUCAACCUCGCGCAGGAGCAAUCCGCGCAGGAGUGCCGCCGACUCCAGAAGAGCUGCAAGGCGCACGAGAUGCACACGGGUGAGUUGCAGGCGUCGGUGCGCUUCGCUGAUGAGGUGGUGCGGUCGAUGCGGCAGACCGUCGCCGCCUGUGAAAAGGAGAAGAACGAAGCUCUGCUGGAGCAGUACGGAAAAUUCGAGGGCUACCGGACCGAGCUCACUGCCUUCUACGACCGCCGCGCGGAGGAGAUGCGGGCCGAGUUCACGGCCAAGGUGGCGGCGAUGCAGGCCACCAUGCUGGCCGCUGCCGACACCCGCGAGGCGCAGCUGAAACAAAGCUGGCAAGUCACCGCUGCGAUGCUGCGCCGCGAAUACGAAGAAGUGACGCGAGUGGCGCAGCAGCGCAAGGCCGCGAUGGACACCGAAUUACGCGAACGAAAAGAGCAGCUGGAGCGGGAUAAGGAGGCGGCGCGGGUGCAGCUGCGGCAGGAGGCAGAGGCCACGGAGCUGCGGUACCGCGCACGUGAGGAAACGCUGCUAGAGGACAUCGCCCACCGUGAACAGGAGUUGCGAGAACGGGAGGCCGCCAUCCGCGCAGCCCUGGCCCAGCAGGAACAGGACCUGCAACGCCGGCUGCAGGCGAGGGAGGCGGAGCUGCGCAGUGCCCACGACGCGGCCCUCCAGCGCAUGUCGGAGCAAGCCGCGGCGGAGCGGGAGAAGUUGUCGGAAGGCUUCAUGGAACGUCUGCAGCAGCUCUCCAACGCACACAUGCAACAGGAGCGCGAGUUGGAGCGGAUGCACCGUGAAAAGGAGCGCGAAAUGGCGCAGCGAUACCGCCUGAGCAGCGUCGACGGCGGCGACAGAGGCGACGUGCGCGAGCGCCGGCCUGCGGAGUUCGCUUCCGUCGGCAGCGACGCCGCGAAGGAGGCGUUGCUGAAGCGGUUCGAGUCGGUGGAGCAUCGGCAGCGCGAGCGCUCCGACAAGCUGCGCUCCGUCCUCUCCAGCCAAGAAGGAGACCGCACAAACGGGGUAUGA